This is a messenger RNA of Recurvomyces mirabilis, 855 nucleotides long. RefSeq lists its product as uncharacterized. The record is from RefSeq and is a predicted model, not a curated record. Gene Ontology annotation, molecular function: MAP kinase kinase activity; ATP binding. The coding region runs from base 1 to 855 and encodes 284 amino acids. Lineage: Eukaryota; Fungi; Ascomycota; Dothideomycetes; Mycosphaerellales; Teratosphaeriaceae. Gene Ontology annotation, biological process: MAPK cascade; protein phosphorylation. The transcript is spliced from 4 exons.
AUGCUAGCAGAAAGCGAGAUCAACACGUCCCCGGAGCUUGAAGACAGUCUCAAGGCCUCGUCGGACCAGGCAGCAUCCCUUCGACACCCUUUCACUGUACCCACGCAUCUUACCAUGCAGUACGGAGUUUGUAUCAGCCGGAGAGACGUCUGGGAUAUCUACUCUGCAAUCUCCUACACCCACAAUCAAGGCACAGAGUGGUUUGGCCGCACCAUCACAAGUGGGCGAAGGCAGACUGGUCUCGGGACUGCACAUCCUCUGUACACUAUCAAACAAGAAGAGAUCAAUAACAAUGCCGCCCUUCAGCCGCUCCCGAAGCCACUGCAUCCGAAUGUGACGGUGUUGCAUCAUGUGUUCUGCAAUAACGCGACAAUUUCUUUCGUGUACGAGGAAAUGGACAUGUCCCUGUCGCAGGUUUUGUCGCAUCCUCUCGAGCCUUCGAUCUCGUAUCCAGCACAGAAUCACCGAUUGAUUGGGGCGAUUUUCAAGCAGAUCCUGUGCGGUGUCGAGUACGUGCACCAACGACUUCACGUCGCGCACGGCGGCCUUUGUUUGUCUAAUGUCCUGAUGAACCGCAAUGGCAUUAUUAAGCUGGCGAAUGUUGGUCACUCUAUUCUUCGUCCGGCAACCGACUAUCAGAACGACUUUCAGAUGUUAUGUACAUUAUUCGAAGAGGUCGUCUCCUGGCUAGGAGAGGAUCCCCGCAACGCAUUAUAUGAGAGGAUCUGGGCGCUUUUGAGCGAGGGUUCUCUGACGCAAGUCCAGCAGGAUAGCAGAGCUUCGUACAAAACGCGCAGUACGCUUCUCUGGCGUCCGUUGCCAUUCUCACCGUUGGCCAAACUUGUAGCCAAAUAA